AUGAGCGCUUCUUCGGUUGCACCUCCACCAGCUAAAGAAGCCUUGGUUAUUAUAUUUGAUGUUGGUAAAUCGUUGGGAACAAGAUCGCGGGAUGAAUUUGAGAAGGCUAAAAGAGCCAUUACUCUUCUCAUCAAAAUGAAGAUGAGAUAUAGUCCAAAGGAUGAAGUAGGAUUUGUUCUUGUUGGUACAAAGAAAACUAAAAAUCAUCUCAAUGAUGAAUACGAAGGAGAAUAUGAAAAUAUUUAUAUUGAACAAGCUAUUGAUACGGUAUCAUUGGAUCUUUUUAAAAUUGUUGAUAGUAUUAAUAUUGACACUAUCGGAAUGUCACCUGAAGGUGAUUUAUUUGAUGCUGUUAUUGUUGCAACAGACAUGAUCAAGGACAGAUGUGGUAAACGUAAAUAUGCCAAGAGAAUUGUUAUUGUUUCAGAUGCUGGUGGAACUGAAAUUUCAGUUGAUAAUGACACUAGAGAAAAUAUUUAUCAAGGAAUGAGGAAUCAAGAUGUUAAAGUUAAUGUUAUUGGUUUGGAUUUUGUAAAUACAGAAGUUAAACUUGAAGAUGAUAAUGGAAAGAUUGUUGGAAAGACACCAAAAUUGAGAAAUGAAAUCUUCUUAUGUGAUAUGUGUAAAAAUGUUGGUGGUAUUGUAAUUCCAAUUCAACAAGCCAUCGAUACUCUUUUACUAUUCAAGAGUAAAAAGGUCUUGUCAAGAACAACCUUUAGAGGAAAUUUAGAUAUUGCAGGAAAUAUCAAGAUACCAGUUUGGGUUUACAAAAAAACCGAAAAGACCUCUCUUCCAACAGCUAAACGUCUCUCCCUUGUUUCUAGAAGAGCCAACACAGGUGGUGAUGGAGAUGUUCAAAUGGAAAGAUGUUACUAUUCAUACGAUGAUCCAGAUAAUCAAAUUGAAAAGGAUAAGACUGUUAAAGCAUACAAGUAUGGUAAAAACUUUGUUCCUUUCAAUAUUGUUAACGAAAAGGCACUCAAAUACAAAUCAUCUAAGGGUAUUACUGUAUUGGGAUUUACAGAUGAAAAGAAUAUAGAUAGAUCUCACUUUAUGGCAGAAACCUAUUCAUUCAUUGCCAAACCAGAUGAUCCAUUUGCACAAAUUGCAUUAUCAUCAUUUAUCAGAGCCCUUUCUGAAUUGGAAAUGGUCAUGAUUAUUACAUAUGUAUAUAGAGACGAUCUUGAACCUAAACUUGGAUUCUUGUACCCACACAUUGGUACAAAUUCUGAAUGUUUAUAUUUCAAUGCACUUCCAUUUGCUGAAGAUAUCAGAGAGUAUCCAUUCAAAUCCUUCUCUACAGUUAAACAUUCUGAGGAACAACUUCAAGCAGCUGAAGAUUUAAUCAAAUCAAUGGACUUGAUGGAUGCUGAUGAAGAUGAGAAUGGUGAAAAAUCCGAAGCUAUGAAACCAACCUGUAUUUAUAAUCCACUUGUACAACACUUUUAUGAUUGUCUUCAUGUGAGAGCUCUCAAACCUAAUGAUCCACUGCCUCCUGUUGAACCACUCAUUACAAAGUUUUGUUAUCCUGAAAUGAAUCCAGAAUCAUUCUAUUACAAAUUAAUGGAAAAAACUAAGGAACAUAGACUUAAAUUCAAAUCACUAUUCCCAACUAAGGAAGUUGAAGCUGACUCAAAACUAGGAAAGAGAAAAUAUUGGUUUGCUAUGGGAGAAAAUGAAAUUACACUCGAUUCUUACAAUUUGGAAGAAGUAGCAGAAAAUGUACAAGGCACAGCCCUUCUGGAAUCAGAUCAUGUUGGACAGGUUGUUAAACGUCUCAAGGAUGGUGCCUAUGAUGGUAUGAGUGAUGCUCAAUUCAAUGAAGUACAACAACGUGUUGGUCUUAAUAAUUUAUUUAUGGAACAAGCCAACUCUGUCAAGACAACAAAUCCAACAAAGGAUUUCUCAGAAAUGCUCAACAGAAAGGAUGUGGAUAUGGUCGAUAAAGCCAUUCAAGAAAUGCAAGUUGUCAUAUUUAAAUUGGUCAAUGAUUCUAUUGAAGAUCAAUACUAUGAAAAAGUCUUGGCCUGUAUCAAGACAUUGAGAGAAGGUUGUAUCAGAGAAGCUGAACCUAAUCAGUUCAAUAACUUCUUAAAGAAACUCAAACAAUCCUAUUCUAAGGGUAAGAGAGAAGAUUUCUGGUGUUCCUUCAUUGUACAAAAUAACAUUUCCCUCAUCACUCAAGAUGAAUGUGAUGAAAGUGAGGUAACAGAAGAUGAAGCCAAGAAAUUCCUCACUGAAGCCGUUAUUGCUGCUGUCAUUCAAGAAGAGAGUGAGGAUGAAAAGAUUGGUGAUAAUGAUCUCUUUGAUCAAUUGGAAUAAAUAACAUUGUUUUC
This is a messenger RNA of Naegleria gruberi, 2336 nucleotides long. Its product is annotated as Ku70/Ku80 beta-barrel domain-containing protein. NCBI's taxonomy places the organism in Eukaryota, Heterolobosea, Eutetramitea, Acrasida, Naegleriidae. The transcript has 2 exons. The record is from RefSeq and is a predicted model, not a curated record. Gene Ontology annotation, biological process: DNA recombination; telomere maintenance; double-strand break repair via nonhomologous end joining. The coding region runs from base 1 to 2322 and encodes 773 amino acids. Gene Ontology annotation, cellular component: Ku70:Ku80 complex; nucleus. Gene Ontology annotation, molecular function: double-stranded DNA binding; telomeric repeat DNA binding; damaged DNA binding.